Verruconis gallopava is the source of this 1926-nucleotide messenger RNA. RefSeq lists its product as uncharacterized. The record is from RefSeq and is a predicted model, not a curated record. Lineage: Eukaryota; Fungi; Ascomycota; Dothideomycetes; Venturiales; Sympoventuriaceae. Bases 1 to 1926 code for a protein of 641 amino acids. The transcript is spliced from 5 exons.
AUGGGGGAAACCCCUGAGCUUGUGGUCGCUGUUGAUUUUGGCAUGACCUGCACUGGCGUCGCGUAUGCAAAUCUAACGCGUUCCCGCAACGUCUACUAUGUUCAACGGUGGCCAGGUCGGGGUCAGGCCAACGAAAACAAGGUGCCGACGGUCGUUACAUAUGAUAAACACACGGCGAGAGUCUCAAGCUGGGGGUUUUUAUCAGAAAACCGGUAUGAACAGAACAGCCCUGAUCGCGAAUACUGCCAGUGGUUCAAGACGUGUGUCGAUGAAGAUCAUUACCAAAAGUUGCGAGCAAAAGAUCCAAAUGCCGCCCCUCGAAGCCAACAAGAUGUUGACAGGUGGACGGAGGAUUACAUGCAAUCGUUGUACAAUUGGGUGAAGUCUAAGCUCGAGGCAGAGAUACCGCCUGAAAAGAGUUGGGGAAACACGCGAAUCGAGUUCGUCUUCUCUGUGCCUACGACCUGGCAACCGCAACCGACAGUCCAAAAAUUCAAAACCAUUGUAAGAAAGGCUGGGUGGGGAUCGGGGGUAGCCCACACGGUCACCAUUGGCCUGACAGAAGCAGAGGCCGCGGCCGUUUAUGUGGCUUGCGAAUCCUCUGUAAGCUUCAAGGAAAACGAUGUCUUGCUGGUUGCUGAUUGCGGUGGUGGCACGACGGAUCUGAACAUCUUGAGAGUCAAAGACCUGCAGGGGUCUAUUCCACACCUGCAGCAACUGAGCGUGGUUGAGGGCAAGGCUAUUGGAUCUACUCAGAUCGACCUUGAGUUUGAGGAUCUUGUGUACAGCCGACUUGAGAAGGCUGACGCAAUGUAUCCCAUGAAUCUCGACUUGGAAACCGCAGCAUGGACCAUGAUGAAAAGCUCGCAAUACCUCGAUACGAAAUGUUGCUUCGGACAGCCAGAUGAUUUAGACUUCCGAGUCGCUAUACCUGACCUCCACUUCAGCUACUCGAACCCGCAACAUGGCAUCUUCGAUGGCCAUAUGCAUUUCAAGUUGUCGGAUCUUCAGAAACUAUUCGACAAACAGAUCACACAACUCUUCGCUUUGAUCGAUCAUCAGCUUCAAAACUUUGCGAUCUCCCACCCAGGUCAGAGAGUUCAACAUCUUGUCUUAUCCGGCGGUCUCGGCAACUCAACCUACGUGCAGUAUCGAUUGCGAGAACGGUAUUCGACAAGUGUAAAUGGGCUUACAAGGUCACGUUAUCUGGCAGUGCAUGUGAGCUCAGAACCGCAGCUGGCCGUUUGCAAGGGACUCUGCCUAGAUAGAGUGAGGAAUUCGCAGCACUCCAAACCCGUCUUGAUUUGGCGGUGUUGCAGAGCCAGCUACGGCACAGACUGCAAGAUCUUGUAUAACCGAAAAAACCCCGAGCAUAUUGGCAGGACGACGAUGACCGACAGACUCGAUGGCAAGAAAUAUAUCAUGAACGGCAUAGCUUGGUUCAUUAAGAAAGGCGAGCCUGUUGAUGUUACUAAGCCAAUUGUACAGCGGUUUACUCGCAAGAUCACUGCCGGUGACCCACGAAGAGCGUUCUCGGACAAGGUUAUCGUUAGUCACUUGGAUAAAACAUUUCUUCCUCUGCAGUAUGGGGAAGGCGCAGGCGCAGAUGUCCUUUGCCGGAUUACGUGCGAUCUGUCUGCGGCAGACGAGAAGAAAUUCAAGGAGAAGAACAGACAUUGGUGGUCGACUGGUGAAAGGUACUUGCGCGUACAAUACGAGGUGCACGUUGUGAUGGGAGCGGCGGACAUUACAUUCGAGCUUUGGUUCGAGGGCCAGAAAUUGAGUAGGAGUAAUUCCAUCGCAGUCGAGUGGCAGGUUUCCUCAGCGCCUGAACCGCCAUUCGUACCAGGUUCUGCGGUCCCGGUGAACCACGCUAUAUUCAACGGGCAAUAUCCCGGUGGCGAGAAUAGAACUAGUUACGGAUGA